Hemicordylus capensis (graceful crag lizard) is the source of this 7219-nucleotide messenger RNA. RefSeq names its product protocadherin related 15 (gene PCDH15). NCBI's taxonomy places the organism in Eukaryota, Metazoa, Chordata, Lepidosauria, Squamata, Cordylidae. Gene Ontology annotation, molecular function: calcium ion binding; cadherin binding. The record is from RefSeq and is a predicted model, not a curated record. Gene Ontology annotation, biological process: sensory perception of sound; homophilic cell-cell adhesion; inner ear development. Gene Ontology annotation, cellular component: catenin complex; stereocilium; plasma membrane.
UGCUGUUGCGGCAGGAAAACGAAGCCGGCCGGCUAUCCCCGGUGUACCGCGUUGAUGUGUGAGUGACCCUCCCUCCCCUCAGGAUCUGCAGGCGUCGUCCGCUUGUUUGCUGUGAUGGCUCUUCAUGCUCUCAAUGAAGCCCCGUCUCCGUAGGGUAGGGAAGGGAGCGGAUACCUUUCCCUUGUUAGGCUGGGCGAAGGAGAAGCGCCUCUUCUAAGCACAGGCGCCCAAGCACUCUGGAGAAGUCUCUCGGCGCAUGUGUGUGCGGCGUCUGCUCCAUCGGACUCGCCGCUCCCGCCGCCGCCGCCGCCUCAGCGCCCUUCUCUUUUUUGGCAUCAAAGUUUUUUCAUCCUCUUCUUCCAGCUGAUGCACUUCUCUUCCCGCCACCCAACCCUCCUCCUCCGUCCCCAGACCCAUAUUUCUGUACAGCCAUCCAGUACAGGUUGGAAGCCCAGGCAGCGGUAGGGAAAGCAGCACCGCCUUCUUCUCGGCGCCCCCUUUCUGUGGAGAGACUCCAGAGAAGCAAAAGGAGCUUCCCUCAGCCCAGGUGGCGCCAAACGGGGCGGGCGGACCGGCGGGGAAGCGUGAGGACGGAGGGCGUCGCAGACGUCGUCGAGGCUCUCCUGUGGGUGCCUGUGAGUGAGGGAGAAGCCGCCUGUGGAGCAGAGGCAGCCAGUCGGCCACUGGGGCUUGGAGGGAAUUGACAGCUCUUCCGUUUGGGAGGCUGUGUCUUUCAGUGGUUUCCACCAAAUGUGUUCGCUGUCAAGUGAUAUAAGCGAUGCUAUGAAGAGAGGGAUCUGAGAAGUGAGCAAUGUCUUUUAGUACACCAUGUGAAAGGGAUAAGACAAAGAGCUAGCAAACCAGGAUACAACAUCAUUUCUCCUUGGGAUUUGUUUUCCCCAAAGAAGGCAAAAAAAGCUAUUGCCAAGUAACCAGUGAGCUACAAGUAACGAGUUUUUAACUGCAGCUUUCUGAUAAUGGAAGACAAAUUUCAGGAUGCCAUCUCACCAUGAAAUUCCAUUUAGCAUAAUGAUUCCAGAUUUCUGGAACUGUGCCUUUAGAAGAGUGAGAAACAUUUGGGCCAUCUCAACUAAAAUGGACCAAAGGCUUCUUCACAGACUCACCAAAUCACGUAAUUAUCUUGACAACUGCAGCAAGUGAACUGAAGGCCAUCAAAUUAAAAUGCUGCACAGAACUUUGAUCAAGAAAUGCAAAUAAGAAUGUCUCCAGUUGCAAUGAAACUACAGACUCUUAAGGGGAGUGAAGUGACCCUAAAGAGUUCAGAUCUGCCUUGAUUGAAGCGUGACAUAAAAUGUUACAGCAGCUUUUCUUCUCAAAAUGGUUAGCAAUAGGAAUUGCAGUUUGUGUUGCCUUCAUGGAUUGUCUGGCCCAGAAUGAUGAUGACUGGCAAUAUGAGGACUGCAAGUUGGCCAGGGCAGGGCCUCCAGCAACAAUAGUUCCAAUUGAUGAGGAAAGUCGAAAUGGUACUAUCUUGGUAGACAGCAUGUUGAUCAAAGGUACAGCUAGAGGACCAGAUCCAACUAUUGAAUUAACAUUAAAGGACAACGUAGACUACUGGGUUAUCUUAGACCCUAUCAACCAGAGACUUUUUCUAAACAGUACUGGACGCAUUCUGGACAGAGAUCCACCAAUGUCCAUUCAGUCUAUUGUCGUCCAAGUCCAGUGCAUUAACCGAAAAGUAGGAACUAUUAUCAACCAUGAAGUGCGGAUUGUGGUGAGGGACAGAAAUGAUAACUCUCCUCAGUUUCAGCAGCAGCAGUACUACGUAGCUGUAAACGAGUUAACACCAGUUGGAACCACCAUCUUUACAGGAUUCUCUGGAAACAAUGGUGCCACAGACAUAGAUGACGGUCCCAAUGGCCAGAUAGAGUACGUCAUCCAGUAUAAUCCCAACGAUCCAGCAUCAAAUAUGACUUUUGACAUUCCUCUUACAUUGUCUGGAGCAGUAGUUUUGCGUGAGAGGCUAAACUAUGAAGAAAAGACACGUUAUUUUGUCAUUGUCCAAGCAAAUGAUCGAGCUCAAAAUCUUAUUGAACGAAGAACAAGUACAACCACCUUGACUGUUGAUGUUCUCGAUGGGGAUGACCUUGGGCCAAUGUUCCUUCCAUGUAUAUUAGUUUUUAACACUCGGGACUGUCGGCCACUCACUUACCAGGCUAGUUUGCCAGAGCUCACUAACCCUGCACGUGUAAACCCAAUCAAUAUCACACCACCAAUACAAGCUAUAGAUCAAGACCGAAACAUCCAGCCUUCAUCUGAUCGGCCCGGGAUCCUCUAUUCCAUCCUAGUUGGGACUCCUGAGGAUUAUGCACAAUAUUUCAGUAUGAAUGUUACGACUGCAGUACUCAACCUCCUAAAACCAAUAAGAGAUUUGCACCAGAAAUUUGAUUUGGUUAUUAAGGCUGAGCAAGACAAUGGUCACCCUCUUCCAGCUUUUGCCAAUCUACAUAUUGAAGUUCUGGAUGAAAACAAUCAGAAACCUUAUUUUACAGAAUCAACGUAUGAGGGCUUUAUUCUAGAAUCCUCCCCUGUGGGAACAACUAUCUCAGAUAACCAGAACUUGACGUCUCCAUUGCAAAUCUUAGCUUUGGAUAAUGAUAUAGAAGAGGUCCAACCAGGUGCCAUUCCUACAAAAGAUCCCCUGCUCCAUCUUUUCCUAAAUGACUACAAUACGUUUUUCACUGUGACUCAGACUGGCAUAACACGCUACCUCACCUUACUUCAGCCUGUUGACAGGGAGCUCCAGCAGCUGUACACGUUUUCGAUGACAGCUUCUGAUGGUGUGCAAGAAAGCCUGCCAGUCACGGUCAAUAUUGUUGUGCUCGAUGCAAAUGACAACUCUCCAACCUUCUCCAACAUAUCAUAUAAUGUCAAGAUUUACACAGACAUGAGGCCUGGAGAAAGUGUGAUCAAGCUGACUGCUAUGGAUGCAGAUGAAGGGCCAAAUGGGCAGAUCAUAUACGAAAUCCUGGCUGGGGAUCAGGGAGACUUCAUAAUCAAUGAUCGAACAGGCCUUAUCACCAUUGCACCAGGAAUUGUAUUGGUGGUAGGGCGUUCCUAUGCCCUAACUGUCAAAGCAUCUGACAGUGCUCCACUUGCACAGAGAAGGAGCUCCAUCACUACUGUUUACAUUGAGGUCCUUCCUCCAAACAAUCAGAGUCCACCUCGCUUCCCUCAGCAGAUGUACAGUCUGGAACUCAGUGAAGCCAUGAGAAUUGGUGCCAUUUUGCUAAAUUUGCAGGCAGCUGAUCGAGAGGGUGACCCUAUAACAUACGUCAUACAAAAUGGAGAUCCCCAGCAAGUAUUUAACCUUUCUCGAACAUCCGGGCUGCUAGCCUUAGGAAAACCUUUAGACAGAGAAAGCACUGAUCGCUACAUUUUGAUUGUUACAGCCUCAGAUGGCCGACCAGAUGGGACAUCAACUGCUACAGUUAAUGUGGUUGUAACAGAUGUAAAUGAUAAUGGACCCAUAUUCGAUCAGUUUCUUCCUAAAAACCUUACAGUACAAGAAGAAGAAGCCAAUGCAUUUGUGGGUCAAGUGAGGGCUACUGACCCGGAUGCUGGAGUAAAUGGCCAAAUCCGUUAUAAUCUGGCAAACUUCAAUCAUCUUUUUCGCAUUACGUCCAAUGGCAGUAUUUACACAUCGGUGAAGCUAAACAGAGAAAACAGGGACUAUUAUGAACUUAUUGUUGAAGCAACAGAUGGAGCUGUUGAUGCCCGUCGGGCAACAUUAACUCUUGGAAUCAAAGUGCUGGAUAUUGAUGACAAUAGCCCUGUAUUCACUAAUGCCUCCUACAUAGCAACUAUACCUGAAAACCUACCACCGGGCACAGUCUUCCUGCGUUUACAGGCUAAAGAUAUUGACCUUGGAUCAAAUAUUACCUAUGGAAUACGAACCCAGGAAGCAUUGCAGUUUUUUUCCUUGAACAAAUUUACUGGGGAGCUGUCACUUUUAAAGUCCUUGGAUUUUGAAUCAUUUUCUGGCACAGAUGCAACAUUCACAUUUUUAGUGGAAGCUUUCGAUAUUGGGGGAACAAUGCCUCCGGGUCUUGCUACUGUCACUGUGAGAAUAAGGGAUAUGAAUGAUUACUCGCCUGUAUUUAGCAAACCUCUGUACAGAGGAAUGGUCGCUCCUGAUGCAAUCAAGGGCACUGUUAUCACAGCAGUUGAAGCUGCGGAUCAGGACCCUCUGGGGACACCAGCAAGUCGAGUAAGGUAUAAAGUAGAUGUUGUCCAGUUUCCUUACAGUGCAAGCAUCUUUGAUGUUGAAGAAGAUUCCGGACGUGUAGUAACUCGUGUGAACCUUAAUGAAGAGCCCAGUACAUUAUUUAAGCUUGUGGUCAUUGCUUAUGAUGAUGGGGAUCCAGUGAAGUUCAACACCACAACUGUAGAAAUUUCUGUAUUGCAACCUUCAGUAAUUCCACGGUUUACACAGGAUGAAUAUAGGCCCCCUCCUGUGAGUGAAGGUGCACCCAAAGGAACUCAGGUUGUUGUUAUAACUGCUGCUGCCUUGAAUCAGACCAUUAUCUAUUCCAUUGUUUCAGGAAAUGAAGAUGGUGUGUUUGCUAUUAAUAAUAGAACAGGUGUUAUCUCCGUCAAAAAGCCUCUGGACUAUGAAACUGUGAAAAGCUACUUACUUCGUGUGCAAGCCGAUUCACUACAAGUGGUCCGGUCCAAUUUGCCCGUGCCAUCCAAAAGUAAUACUGCUAAGGUGCUCAUUGAAGUACAAGAUGAAAACGAUCAUGCUCCUGUCUUCCCCAAAAAGCUCUACAUAGGAGGAGUGUCUGAAGAUGCUAGAAUGUUUGCUUCCGUGAUGAAAGUGAAGGCUAAUGAUAAAGACACUGGCAAUUACAGUGCUAUGCAGUAUAGACUCAUCAUUCCCCCAAUCAAGGAUGGCAAGGAAGGCUUUGUGAUCGAACCAUAUUCAGGGCUUAUCAAAACUGCUAUGCUCUUCAAAAACAUGAGGCGGUCUUAUUUCAAGUUUCAGGUCAUUGCUACUGACAACUAUGGAAAAGGACUGAGCAACAAAUCAGAUGUCCUUGUGUCUGUGGUCAACCAAUUGGAUAUGCAAGUCAUUGUCUCAAAUGUUCCUCCUACCCUUGUGGAACAAAGCAAGGAUCAGCUUAUAGGGAUUUUGGAACGCUAUGUUCAAGACCAGAUUCCUGGUGCAAAAGUUGUCGUAGAAUCCAUUGGUGCUCGCAGAUAUGGGGAUGGCUAUUCAGAAGAAGAUUAUUCAAAAUCUGAUCUUAUGGUCUACGCAAUUGAUCCUCAAACAAACCGUGCUAUAAUGAGAAAUGAGCUUUACAAAUUUCUGGACGGCAAACUUCUGGAUAUCAAUAAAGAAUUUCAGCCAUACCUUGGCCAAGGAGGACGUAUUUUGGAAAUCCGUACUCCAGAUGUGGUGGCCAAUGUCAAGAAACAGGCACAAGCUGUUGGCUACACGGAAGGGGCAUUGCUUGCUCUGGCUGUUAUCAUCAUCCUUUGCUGCAUGCCUGCUAUUCUAAUAGUUAUGGUCAGCUACAGACAGAGACAAGCUGAAUGUGCAAAGACAGCUCGAAUCCAGAUGGCCUUACCAGCUGGCAAGCCAGCAAGUGCUCCUGCCACUAAUCUCUAUGAAGAACUCGGUGACAGCACCAUGCGAGGAUAUGCACCCCAAGAGCAACAGCAAUUGUUGAGGCCUUCUCUUCUCAGACCAGAGGAACUCUCUAUGGAAUCUGGUAUUGAUCCUGGCCAAGAGUACUAUGGACAAGAUUACUACAGUUAUGAACAUGGGUACGAAUUGCCUCAAUACGGAAGUCGCCGCCGAUUGUUGUCUCCUUCUGGAAUGUAUGAUGAGUAUGGUGAAGUGGUGGUGGAGGGUGACGGUGGCUAUUAUUACAGUCCACAGGGACCAACAGCAGAACCAGAGAGGAUGAGACCGGGUGCAGUUGUUGCAGCCAGAGGUGUAAGCCCGAGACCAGGGCCUCCAGUCAGCCCAAGACCAGGGGCUCGAGUAAGCCCAAGACCAGGGGCUCCAGUAAGCCCAGGACUAGGGGCCCCAGUAAGCCCAAGACCAGGGGCUCCAGUAGCUAUUAGUGCUAUAGGUGAAGGUAGAGCCAUAAGAGGUCCCAGCCAGGGAAGAAGAAAACUAAGAGCAGUGAUGCAGCUGAGCCGAAUAGCUGUUAGCGCCCAUAAACCAGGAGCAGCUGAAGCUACGCCUUCUCCAUGGAAGAAAGCAAAGAUAUUCCCAAUGAUGCUCCAGAAAGUGAAAGGCAAAGAUGUAGAUUAUGACAAGCUAAUGGCAGCACGCCAAUUGGAUGGAGAAGAUAGUAUGGUUAUAAAGGGAAGUUACUUCCAGAAAUCAGCAGAUGACAGACCAUCACCGAAGAAGACUGGCCGUGCAAUGAAGCGUGCUUCUAAAAAAAUCCGGGAGCCUCGUACAUCUGAGGAAAUGAGUGAAUCGGACUCAAAGUCAGGAAUUUCAAUUAGUGUCACAGCAGAAAGUGAGUCUGAAGAUAGCGACUACAUCAAGAAGAAGAGGAGAAGGAGAUCAUCUUCCUCAAGUGAAGAAUCAUCAUCAUCAGCAAGUAGCAGCUCUGCAUCCCAGUCAGAUAAAGACUAUUUGAAAGUGACCCUGGACCAAGAUGAAACCACUGAAAGCACUGUUGACUCUGAUGAGGAAAAUGGGGAUUCAGAAUCAUCUGGAUCCUCCUCAAGUAGUAGUGGCUCAGAAGAUGAAUCAUCCGAUUCUCAAAUUAAAGUAUCUGACACUGAAGAAGAGGAUACAGUGAAAAGUUCCAUCAGCAGUGAAGCUACCCCCAAGUCAGGGAAAAACAAGAGUUCCAGGUCCAAUCUCAAGAAUCGAUCAUCCACAACAGGAAGUGAAUUUGAUGACACAAAUAUGGAAGAUGAAGAGUUAGGUGAAGGAGAAACCACUUCCACCAGUGAAAAGGCUGUCUCCAGUAAACAGAGGGGGAGUAGUGAAGGAGGACAUGGUACUGAAGGGAUUUCAGAAACUGCAGCCUCAGAGUCAGAAACUCCCAGUGACCUCACAUCCUUUUAGAAAACAAAAAGAAAACAGCAGUGGGCCAGAAAGAAAAGGAUCAAGUUGGUAGUAGAUCCAGAGUAUGAGACCAGUUCAACAGGAGAAGACAGCGCUCCAGAAAGCCAGAGGAAUCGUCUUAGCAAUCCCAACAUCCAAACGAAUAUUAAUGGCAAC